Solenopsis invicta (red fire ant) is the source of this 2581-nucleotide messenger RNA. Its product is annotated as kinesin-like protein KIF9. Gene Ontology annotation, cellular component: microtubule; kinesin complex. Gene Ontology annotation, biological process: microtubule-based movement. Lineage: Eukaryota; Metazoa; Arthropoda; Insecta; Hymenoptera; Formicidae. The record is from RefSeq and is a predicted model, not a curated record. The transcript has 6 exons. The coding region runs from base 1 to 1287 and encodes 428 amino acids. Gene Ontology annotation, molecular function: ATP hydrolysis activity; microtubule motor activity; microtubule binding.
AUGCACCAAACGAACUUCUCUAUGUCGGACAACGAGUCGAAUGACGAGGUGCACGACAGUAAUGUGAAAGUCUUCGUGCGAAUUCUACCGCUCGAGAGACCGUGCGAUUCUUGCGCAAAAAUCAGUACGGACGGUAAGAAGAUCUACGUGAGAUGCUUGCAGGACAUGCGACGAGACAAACAGUCGAAGGAUCCCGUUUAUUGGGCCUUCCGUGUCGACGAAAUAUUUUACGAGAUGUCUCAAGAUAAAGUGUAUUGCGCUACCGCGAAAAAUCUCAUAGAAAAGUAUCAAUUAAAUCUUCAUACGCAACAAGAAAAUAAUUUAAGAGCUUUAGACGGCGUAAAUUGUGUACUGAUCGGUUACGGGCAAACCGGGUCCGGAAAGAGUUUCACAAUCGGCGGUUUCAAAAAUAAUUGGGAAGUACGCUUCCGUAUUUCACAUUAUCUAUCUAAUUCAGACUUCAAUGUGACUAUAGUGAAUGUAGAGAAUGAAGAAGAAACUUUAAGAAAAGUAAUUGAAGGGGAAACUAGGAGAUCGAUCAUAACAGGCUCAAUGUAUCCAGUAUCACAUUUGGGUACUGCAGUCAUAAUUAUCCACGUUUCAAAUGCGAGUCUGAUAAAAUCGCAAGCUUUCGUAGCGACAGCAAAAAUACAUAUCGUAGAGAUGGCUGGAAUUGGCACGGUGGGAAAAUCAAAUUCCUGGAAAACAGCAGCCGAUUUAGGUAUGGCGAAUUUAAUGAAAAUACAGUUGGAACAAUAUUUCCUGCAUCUCAGAAAACCAAGCACGUGCACGUAUAGCGUUGUUCGCUCAAGUAAUUUGCUGAAGCUACUGAGAGACGCUCUCACUGUUACAUCCAUUAUUCGUUUCGUGUCUCACGUGCGCAUCACGAGGGAAGAUCUCGACGUUACUUUGUCGACUAUGCGGCUGACCGCUAAAAUCGCAAAACUAAAACCGAUCAAGACGAUACGGCACAUCCAGCCACGAACAGAGCUAAUUGUGCAGCAGCUACGGGAGCAAGUGAACACAUUGAAGAAGGAGCUAGAGCUGAACGAUAUGUUUUUACAUCAGGAGGCAUUGCCGAACAUCUCGAAAUCCAGACUCGAGCAGAUCAGUCGAGACAUUAUGAACUUUCUGCAGGGUUUCAUUUCGGAAUUAACGCUCUUCAAUGUCACCCAGGCGCGAAUAUUAGUGAAAGUCGCCAAACAAUUACACGACAAGUUUGUUCUCUUGUUAUUUCUCGCGAUCAGGUUUUUUAAUGCAAAUUUGUGCAUCUUAAUUAAUAUUUAAUUAAAAAUUAAUUGUGAGGAAAAUAUCAGAACAAAAAAAUCUGUUAUUAAAAUGAUGUCAAAAUGGUUCUUAAGUAUUUAUUAAAAGUCAUUUUUCGUUUAACCGCCGCGAUUUAUUUUUAUAUCAUUUUGUGUGUGAUGUGACUAAUCGUUUGACUUCAGAAGGAAGCAAGAAUAUAAUUUCUUGCUUAUCGUAUAUGAAAUAAUGAUUACUAAAUAAAACAUGUUAAUUUUGAAUCUAUAUCAUAUUAAUAUAUUAAUUUUCAUUUGAUACUAAUGUUUGAUACUGUUUCUUCUGUGCACAAGACGUGUAUUGUUUUGCAAUCAUUUCGUUAAAUAUUUGUAAUAUUUAACAUGAUUUUUCCCAUCGCGUGUUUCUCGUGAUUAGUAACGAUAAAGAAAAAUUAAUUUGAUCGUAAACGUAAUUAAAACGUAAUUUACAACAGAAGUUUGAAUAUUUCUCUAAUCAUUCUAGAUUGGUCGCAAAAGAAAUUGAAACGGAAAAGUUAAAAGAAGCAUAUAACAACGUAAUAGUUACGCUAUCUCAAUCGGAUGCUGCUUUGACUUCGUCGUCAUUAAUUUAACAUCACAAUGAUAUUAAUUUUAUCGCAAUAUAAUUUGCAAUUCUUAUGUCACGUCUACAUAUAUUUUACUAAUAUUCUACUUAUAUGUUACUACAAAUGAGUUCAACAGACAAAUAAAAUUAAUCAUUUAUGCAUUUAUGUUUAUGUAUUUAUAGCUGAUAAAUGUUUUAUUCAUGCGUUGAAAUAAAUCAAAAUUUUGCAAAACGACUAAAUACGAUUUAAAAAUCGCACAUAUGCAAGGAAAAUGUAAUAUUAAAAAUAUUAAUGUUUUAUUACAGAGCGAAUAAACCUAGCUGAAUGUCAUAGUUGUUAUCAUUUAUGUAUUGUCGCGAGUGCAUUAUCUGUUUACAAAAUUAAUUCAAGUACUGCUGUUUCGACACAUCGUUUGGCUCAUUUUCAUUGUAAUUUAAAAAUUAGUUAAAUUUUGCGAUUAAAUAAAUAUAUAAUAGCUUAGACACGUAAUAAAUCUUGAAAAAAGAAAACAUUGUACACCUUUGCUUUUUUAGUCGUCUAAUCAUCUUAACAUUUAUUAUCUCAAAAAUAUUAACGUUGAGAAAAAAAUAUGAUAUAUACGUACACUGAAAAAUAAGAGUUAAACAAUAACAAACAGAAUAUAAUUUAUUCGAUAUCAUGCGUAUCAAAUUAAAGACUAUAUAAGAACAAAUGUUUUAUCCAAUAUUAAAUGUGCAUAAAUUAUAAAGACAGACACAA